UUUCAUCAACUUGUUUAAUUCUCUGAAAGAAAAAAUAUACUGAGUUUGUCUGCACUUUUGCCCGUGUAUAGAUGGAUUUUGAUACCAAAAACAGUUCUUUUUUUGUUUUACUUUUCAUUUUUGUCCUGUGCAAUAAACAGCAUAGUUCAAUUGCAGAUGAUACUAUCUCUGCAAGUGGAACUCUAAACGCUACGGAUUCUAUUAUAUCGAAAAAUGGCAACUUCAGAAUGGGUUUCUUCACCCCAAUUGAGUCUGAGACGCACUUCACAAGUACGUCUUAUAAGUACUACCUAGGUAUUUGGUACAACUAUAAAAGAGUCUCAUUGCAAACAGUAGUUUGGGUGGCUAAUAGAGAUAAACCGCUCGGUCAGACAGAAGAUUUCCAACUGAAACUUUUAGAAAAUGGUAAUCUAGUUCUCUACAACUCGUUCAAAUCCGCAAUUUGGUCUACUAAUUCAGCUUCAAGUACUUCUAAUACAACUGAAGCAAUUUUAGGUGAUGACGGGAAUCUUGUUUUAAGAGAUAAGUCUAAUCCAUCUGUUAUUAUUUGGCAGAGUUUUGAUUAUCCUACUGAUACCUGGUUACCUGGUGCCAAAAUUGGGUUCAAUAAGAAAACUAAUAAAAAUUAUUUGCUUACUUCAUGGAGGAAUCUUGGAGAUCCAGCCACGGGACUUUUCAGCCUAGAAUUAGAUCCAAAUGGAAUGAAUCGGUAUGUUACAAAAUGGAACAAGUCCAUAGCGUAUUGGACAAGUGCGGAAUGGAAUGAGAAAGCAAAAACCUUUAGAUCAGUUCCUGAGAUGAGUUUGAAUGACAUUCAUACUUUUAGUUACAUUUCAAAUGAAAAUGAGAGUUAUUUUACUUAUCAUCUUAUUAAUAGUUCAGCUGUUUCACAAUUUGAGUUGGAUUUUCAGGGAAAAAUCAAUCAGUAUAUAUGGUCAGAUAUAGAUGAACAGUGGUAUUUGUUUCGGUCUGAGCCGGAACAACUUUGUGAUAUUUAUGGUAUCUGUGGACCUUUUGGUAUCUGCAACAACCAGUCUAUGUGCGAGUGUUUUCCUGGUUUCGUAGAACGAUCUCGUUCAUAUAGUUAUCUUUGGGAUUCAACUAGUGGGUGUCGUAGGAAUACAUCUUUGCAGUGUGGGAGUACAGAUGCUUUUUCACCAAUUCCAACCUCGAAUUUGCCUGAUAAACCCCUGUUUAAACAAGUCAAUAGCAUGGAAGAAUGCAAAUCAGCUUGCCAGAGAAAUUGUUCUUGCAAUGCGUAUGCUUAUGGGAUCGGUGGGUGCCAAUUAUGGGAGGGAGAUAUGUGGAAUGCUCAUUCGCAAUCAGAUGGCACAGAAGAGAUUCUCUAUCUCAGACGUGCAGAAGUCAGCAAGAUAAAGGGGGUUAAUUUGAAGAUCGUGAUACCUGUAAUAGUAUUUUCGGUGGCCAUUAUAGUGAGCAUAUUAGGAUACAUAUAUCUGUACAAGAAGAAUAAGGCUACUGAAAGAGGAAUAUUAAACGGAUUCGAGGGGCUGUUGAUCUAUUUGUGGAAAAUCAAGGCUAUCUAUAAAAAAAAUCCAAAUUCAAACAUGUUUAAUGAUUAUAAAACUGACGGGGAAACACAGGAAUUAGAAAUAUUUAACCUUGCUUGUCUAUCCAUUGCUACUAACAACUUCUGCUUGAAAAAUAAAUUGGGCCAAGGGGGUUUUGGGCCAGUUUAUAAGGGUAAAUUACAAAACGGGAAGCAAAUAGCAGUGAAAAGACUGUCGAAAAGCUCUGGACAGGGUAUUGAAGAGUUUAAGAAUGAGGUUGUACUGAUCUCCAAACUUCAACACCGUAACCUUGUCAAGCUGGUUGGUUGCUGUGUCGAAGGAGAAGAGAACAUGUUAGUUUAUGAAUACAUGCCCAACAAAAGCCUGGAUGCAUUUCUAUUUGAUCCAAGGAAAAAAAUACAACUAGAUUGGGAUCAACGGUUCAAUAUCAUUGGAGGGAUCGCUCGUGGCCUUCUUUACCUUCAUCGUGAUUCUCGAUUAAGAGUUAUCCAUAGAGAUCUCAAAGUCAGUAACAUUCUAUUGGAUGAAUUCAUGAUCCCAAAAAUUUCAGAUUUUGGAAUGGCGAGGAUAUUUGGGGGAAACCAAACUAUAGAUAGUACUGGCAGGGUAGUGGGUACAAUUGGUUAUAUGUCUCCGGAGUAUAUGAUUGGAGGGACAUUUUCGGAAAAGUCUGACGUCUUCAGCUUUGGAGUGUUAUUACUAGAAGUUGUAAGCGGUAAGAGAAAUAACAGCUUCUACAAUCCCGAACAACCCUUAAACCUUCUGCUUCAUGCUUGGAGACUUUGGAAUGAAGGCAAAUGGUCAGAUAUUGUCGAUGAGGAUUUGGGUGAUAUGUAUUCUCCAUAUGAAGUGAUGAAAUGCAUACAUAUUGGGCUGUUAUGUGGUCAGAAUAGUGCAGUAGAUAGGCCAACCAUGGCUGAUGUAGAUCGCAUGCUUGGGAAUGAAACUGAUCGCACAGCUCCGAAAGAACCUCCAUAUACUUUUCUGGCAUCAUCUGAUAAGCCUGCUGUUCCACGUAUUCAGUGCUCGAAUAAUAAUGUCACUCUGACCAAGGUUGAAGGUCGAUAGGGUAUUUUAAAAGCUGAGAGUUAUAUCAAUUGUUCACACAUUGGAAUAUUUAUUAAGUUUACAUUAAGUACCUUAUCUUUAAGUUCACUUCAUCUCUGUAUACUUUAAGAAUGAUGUUCAUUCUAAGAUGACAUGGUGUCUUUAUGCAAGUUGUGUCUAGGC
Molecule: messenger RNA, 2762 nt
Organism: Papaver somniferum (opium poppy)
Lineage: Eukaryota; Viridiplantae; Streptophyta; Magnoliopsida; Ranunculales; Papaveraceae
Product: G-type lectin S-receptor-like serine/threonine-protein kinase At4g27290
Exons: 7
Coding region: 72-2600 (842 amino acids)
Biological process (GO): protein phosphorylation; recognition of pollen
Molecular function (GO): protein serine/threonine kinase activity; ATP binding
Source: RefSeq, a predicted model, not a curated record